This is a messenger RNA of Tuber aestivum (summer truffle), 1709 nucleotides long. The record is from the annotation of a GenBank genome assembly. NCBI's taxonomy places the organism in Eukaryota, Fungi, Ascomycota, Pezizomycetes, Pezizales, Tuberaceae.
AUGGAGUUUAUGUCCAAUGUCUCCUCAGGCCUGGACGUGUCGAAACCCUCCCUCUUCGAGCUAAUUUCCGAAACCCAGCUCCGCGACCUCCUGGAGCCAUCGGUCCGCUACGUGUUGGCCAUAAUCACACAGCGACACCCACGCUAUCUAAUCUACAUCUUCAACAACUUCGAUGAGGCGUACGCUCUGCUCAUGCUCUUGAUUGAGCGGCACUACAUACGACGAUGGGGCGGGAGCUUUACGGAGAACUUCUACGGAAUUAAGAGGGAGAGGGUACUUGCGAAAGAAUUGCCGAGGGCCUCAAAGGCAGCGCCGGAUAUACUUGCUUCAAGCACAAAGCUAAGGAGGUGGGAUGUUUGGAAGAGUUUGUUUAUUAUUGUAUGUUUUUCUCUCCUUCCUGGGACGGGGGGGUUGUUUUUUUGGUGAAUUGGGGGGACAAUGGUGCUAAUUGGUUGAUUUGGGGGGUGAAUAGGUUGGUGUUCCGUAUCUGAAGAGAAAACUGGAUGAUACGUAUGAAAUUCACGCAGGAGGUGCUGCUGCGAACCUGUUCGGCGCGGGAUAUCGUGGAGGGGGUGAGCCGGAAGAGAAUGUGUGUUGCUCUGAUUAUAUUUUCCGCUACUCUGUAGUCAAUCACUAGCUAAUAUUUGCAAAGGCUUCGCCCAGGGAAAAGAUAAUCUUCCGAUUGAAACGGUUACUACGAAAGAUCUAUCCAGCCAUCAACGCAGCAUACUACUUCUCAACGCUAGCCUUCAACCUAGCCUACCUCUUUGACAAAUCCCAAUACCACACGCCGUUCCACUGGCUAAUCAAGAUCCGCAUGAGGCGGCUGACAGAAGCCGAUCACGUAACUUCCCACUCCCCCCUCUCUCUUCCCCCACAAUACUGAUCAACUUUCUGAAAAAUAAAAACAGCGAGCCUUCGAAACCGCCUCCCGCACCCUCCCACGACCCGGCUCCACACCACUAACUCCCACAUCCCUACUCUCCGCAACUGCCCUAACCCGCCUCAUCCUCCCGCCGAUCCUCGACUCGCUAAAGAUCCUCCUCCCAACCUCCAUAUUCUUCCUCAAGUUCCUGGAGUGGUGGCACGCAUCCGACUUUGCCAGACAACUCUCCGCCAAGACCGCCGCUUCGAUAGAACUCCCACCACCAGCCAUCGUACCCCCGCCUUCCAAGGAUGAGGAGGAGGACGAGGGCUACUACCCGCGCAACAGCAGCAGGAGCAGUAGAGAGUUGGAAAGGCAGGGGAGGAAGCUAAUCCCCUCCCCAGAGGACAGUGGGGUGUGUCCGAUCUGUCUGGAGGAGUUGACGAAUCCGACAGCCUUACAAACGGGGUACGUGUUUUGCUACCCGUGCAUUUUCCGCUGGGUACGGGAUGGGCAGGAGGAUCCAGCAAAGGGGUAUUGUCCAAUCACGGGGGUUAAGUUGCUGGGUGGGACAGAGGGUCUGCGGAGGAUAAUGGUGUAGAGUUGAAGGGAGGUGUCGUGGGGUUGCAUUCAAGCUCAACAUAUAGUGUAGAAACGGGUCGACUCGGUUCAGUGACAUGACCAUAAUUUUUUAAUUUAGUAUAUCUUUUCUGGGGACAAGGGAUACAUUUGCCGGGAACUAAAAUUUGAUGAAAUAUCUUUGGCUGCAAUGGUGCUUUAAGUAUAUCAAAAUAUUUAGAAUCAUAGAAUUGAAUACUGGCAGAUGACUCCAUCCCUCGCUCCA